Nematocida homosporus is the source of this 1620-nucleotide messenger RNA. RefSeq lists its product as uncharacterized. The record is from RefSeq and is a predicted model, not a curated record. The transcript has a single exon. NCBI's taxonomy places the organism in Eukaryota, Fungi, Microsporidia. The coding region runs from base 1 to 1620 and encodes 539 amino acids.
AUGUUAGGAGUUGGUCUGGCUUGGUUGCUGGGUUGGAGUAGUGAUAUAACUAGUGGUCAAAUGACUGGUGAUGAUGAUGAUGAUAACACUAAGAUAAACUGGGAACACCAUUGUGUUAACUCUGAUAAUGGUUGGCAGAUAACCUCGCGUGCAAUUAGAUAUGAUGCUAAUCCAGAGUGUUCAGAGAUGAAAUUUAAAGAGGGAGGUAUGCUUGGGAUGGGUGAACCAUCAGUUUAUUAUGUAACUAAGUGGUUGGAAUUGUUAGAACUUGGGUUGUUAAGUGAUUUUGAUACAAAGCGUAUUGCUACAAUGAUGAACAACUGCCGCCGAAUCCAUAGUCUAGAUGCUAAGACUUGUCCUAAUGAUCUUGAGAAAGACUCUCUAUUGUAUGCAAUAGAUAAUGUCAUAGAUGACAUUGAAAAAGGGCAGGCCGCAUGUCAACGCUAUAUUGUUGAGCUUGAAAAGCUAACAAAGAGUGUUGCUGGAAAGGAAGCUCUCUCUUCACGUGGAUCAUUGGAUUUGAGUCAGUAUAAAGACCUUCACAAUUAUGUUAGAGGUCUUAUACAGACUUAUAGUCCUUUCCAUAUUUUCUACUUUCCCGUCCUGUCAUUUGAUUGGGCUAAUGAUAAUAUCAAAAAAGCGUUUGAAACUUGGAAGCCGCUUAUCAAAAACUCAACUGUAUCCAACAUAGACCUUUGUGCUCAGAAACAACUCAGACACUUCUUGUACGAGAUGUUACGUCUGCAGGUGAUGCUCUCUAGCCUUUUGAAGCUUUCUAAUCCACCUCUAAGUGCUUAUUCUAUUAACCCUAUCAGUAAUGAUGACCAGAAGCACAUAGACGACAUUUUGAAACUAAACAUUGCUGCUAUGAUAAAGAACAUGCCAGCAGAUGAAGCUGCUGAGAAGGUGCGAAAGGAAUUAUCGGAUGGCUAUGGCUUAAAAGGUAAGUCUGGAUUGGUUUCUGUGCGACCUGAUUAUCUAAUGCGGUUGAGCAAUUCAUUUCCAGAUGCAGACGACAAUAAUAUGGUUCAAUUUACAGCUAAAGCUAUCCAGCAGCUAAUCGAUGAUUUGAAGAAAACAAGCGAGUGGUCUAUGCCUCUACUAGAUAAGAUAAAACAACUACAAGCUCAGUUUAAUGCGCAGUUAACAAAUACCACAACUACCUCUAGUAUUCAUGAGUGUGUAGAAUACCUAACCACUAACACUACUACUACUACUGUUAAUACUACUAAUGUUACUCCUAGUACUACUGAUACUCUUACUUCUGAUACUACUACUACUGAUACUGUUACUCUUACUGAUAAUACUACUAAUGUUACUCCUAGUACUACUGAUACUCUUACUACUGAUACUACUACUACUGCUGUUACUCCUAAUACUACUAAUGUUACUGUUACUACUACUGAUACUCUUACUGAUGAUACUACUACUGUUGCUGUUACUACUACUGAUGAUACUACUGAUACACCCAAUACUAGUCCUACCACACCGCAUAAUACCAUGUCAUCGUCUGCAUCCCCUCUCAAGUCCAGUUGGAUGCCCAAUUCUCCUAUCUUUCACAUACUCAUAAGCAGUCUGUUCUGGACCCGUCUCGCCCAUUUACUCGGACUGUCUCACUGA